UCUGGGGGUUGUAGUCCACUAGACGGCGCCGGAGAGUGCAGCCGGUUGCUAGGUGACGACGCCAAACAGCCGCCGCGUCCUGCCUACGAGGAGCGGCCCGGCGACUACUGCCAACCCUUCGCCCCCGCUGGCCGAGGAAGCUGCUGCGGCGGCAGGUGGCGGCGGCAGGUGGCGGCGGCAGGAGGGCUCGGCGGUCCGGAGGCCCGCCAGAGGUUUCUCUCGCGUCUGGUGACACCUGGCCUCCCCUCCUCUGUGUUGGACGGCGGAUCAACGCAGACCCUGUACCACGGCCCGGAUCGGCGUCUCGCGGGGGACCCUCCAGUGUCAGUGCUGUGUGUUGGCAGGCCCCUGCCUGGGAAGAUGGCUUACUAUGGAAAAUGCCUCGAAGCUGUGAUCGAGCAACUCGACAAAUUUACGCCCAAGAGGGACAACCCUGAGCAGUUCCUGGAGGCCGCGGCCACCUCCCUGCAGGCUCUGAGCCCCCAGAAGCAGGGCUUUGUUUGGGAGGUUCUGUCUGGCUGCCUCGAGUACCAGAAGCUGCUGACUGUCGUGGUGGAUGCCUUCUGCGCGCAGGAUGGCCGACUCUACCUGAGGGUCGACCACAGCCGCUUCAAGGUGAUCUGCUACCUAGCCACAUUCCUGCUGGAGGAACUCGGCUUCCAGCUAUUCUGUGACAUCAUCAAGUCCCAGCCCGUGGACAAGAUGUGCAAGUUCCUCAGGUUCUUCUUCAACCCCCUGAACCUGUGCUCGUGGAUCAAGGACGAGUGGAGCCUCAUCUACGAGCCGGCCCACGUGAAGGAGAACUGGAUUGACCCCCUGAUGAGAUGGCAACCAGAGGUUCAGGAGCUCAUCAAUCACCUGGAGGGUGUGUCUGCCAGUCAAUCCUCUCCUUUAAAGAAGACAAAGGCCAAGGUCACAGAGCCCAAGGAAUUCAACCUGACUGCCCCCAAGCCUCGCACCAUUCCAGCACCCGAGCCAGUCCCGGUUGUGGCCAAGCCGAGACCAGUUCCCCAGAGCACCUACCGGACACCCAAGGAGCAGCAGCAGCUGGAGACAGUCAAGAGGUACAACCGCCGGAAGGCCGAGGAGCUGCUGCUGAGGGCGAACGUUGAGGAACUGCGCUGCGCCAUGCCCAGGUCCUGCAGGGAGCCCGUGCAGGGCUCCAAGCAGCAGCUUCGGCUUCCGUUCCCACCCCGAAUCCGAAAGACUCCAAAGCUGACCUUCUAUAGGCCUGACAACGUCCUGGUCAAGCUGAACACCACAGCUAUCCUGCGAGAAGGGGCCUUGUACCAGCGCCAGGUGGAGCAAGAGCUGCAGAGGGUUGAUAAGCUUGUGGACGGGGCUGGGGACUUCUCUGAGUUCCUCGAGUGGCAGAAGAAGAUGCAGGCAAAGGACCGGGAGGAGCAGCUGGCCGUGGGCGAGUGCCGGCGGCUGCAGGGGAAGCUCAGCCACGAGGAGGCCGUCCUGGCCCGGCAGAACCUCAUGCAGGAGAACAAGCAGAGGGCGGAGCAGCAGAAGGAGCAGAUGGCCAAGCUGAUGCUGCAGCAUGCCGAGAGACAGCUCUGGGAGGACAGGUCCAGGAAGGAGCUGGUGGAGCAGGUCAUAGAGGGACAGAAGAACGUCAAGGCAGCUCAGGCGAAGCUUGUGAAGGGCCGGCGGCAGACAGUUCAGGAGGUGAUUGAAGCAAGCCGGGGGUUGCUGCAGCGCAGGGCACAGGAGGCCCAGGAGGAGCAGCGGCGCCGCUGUGAACUCAUCUCCCAGCUGCGCGCACUCGAGACACAGCCCAUGCGCAAGGGCAAGCUUGUGGACCUGACCCAGAUCCCCGGCUAUGGCCUGGAAGGAGAGAUGUCCAUAGUGGAGCUGCGAGAACGGCUGGCCCUGCUCAAAGAGAAUCAGCGGCGCGACGAGGAAGAAAAGCGGGAUCAGAUCAUUCAGGGCAAGCGCACCAAGAGCCAGGAACUGCGGGACAUGCUGGAGCAGAUCUCACUGUGCCGAGCAGCCAUGGGGAGAUCCGCAGCCUUGAGGUGGGAGGAGAAAAAGAAGGCCCCGGCGGCGCCCACGCAGGACGAGCGCGUGCAGCAGCUGCAGCGCAGGAUCUCGGAGAGGGCGGCCGAGCGCUGCAAGCAGGCGGCUUUGCUGCAGGUGUCGGCGCCGCGUGCCGCGCGCCCCAAGCCCCGGGUGAGUCCGAGUGGCUGGAAGGAGCCCAGGCAACAGAAAGCCGGGGCCGGCGGGUGCCACGUGCGGGGACCAGCAUCGCGGGGCGCGGGUGACUGGGAAAUCUGGCCGGCCGCGGCCCGAAGCUACGCAGCGGCGGGCGCCGGAGGAGGUGGGGGUGUCCCUGCCCGCGCCGACGCAUCCCCCGGCCCGCAGGCGCAGCUGGAGGCCCAGCACUGGCUGGAGCAGGAGCGGAGCCGCGAGCGCAGGCUGCGGGUGCUGCAGCAGGGAGGCUCGGGACCUGGGCCAGUGCGCCGCCUGGAGGCUGCCUGAGCCGGGCGGAGAGGGCCCCAGCAGCUGCGGGCCACGCCACCCCCACCGCCCCAAUAAAGCGUGUGGCCCGCAGUGCGCGCCUCCUCUUCCUCGGCCUGGAACCCCUCGGCGCCGGCCCCCCUGCCUCCGCACCCUGACCGCACCCCUCUCCCUCCCUCAUCUGUCCAGAGAAGGGUUGCCAGAUAAAAGCCAGGAUGCCCAGUUGUUGCGUGGGGCCAAACUUUUGCUAAACAAGUAUCCGCCCCUUGUCGGGAAUUCCACUUAACUGGGCGUCCUGUGUUUUUAUAAGCGAAAUCCCAGGUCCUAGCACUUCCCUACAGCCCAGCGUAAGACAUUCCUGGUGCCCACCUCUUCGAAGAUCCCAGACCCCUUCUGAUGUGGAAAUCUGGAACCCCCACCCUUUGCCGGCAUCCAGGUGGCUUCACCUGGAGAACCCUCAAGACUAGGUGGCCACUGUGAGUGCGCGUCUGGCCGGGUAAGUGGCCAGGAUUCUGGAACGCAGCGUUGCCCUGGCCCUUCACGCGCCCCCACCAUCCUCACUAAGAACUGGCCUGCUCUGUUCUGCUGAGAGGAGUCCACUAGUGCUCAAAGAGGGAUGUGACCUGCCCGGAGGGCCAGAACCCAGAGCUGCGCCUGGCUGACUUUAGAGCAUCCCCUCCUCCCUUCUCCAGCAAGAGAAGCAGCGCGGAUCCGACAAGAUCAGGGCCGCUGGAGGCAGCAGUUCACCGGGGCGGGACCAAGAUGGAUGGGUUCUGCAGUGCCCAGGGCGGGAGCUCGGGAAGGUUCCCCGUUGAGGACAGGCUUGCUGAGUGAAGGCCUGCCGGCGACAGCCUCCAGAAGAAAGCACAUGAAGCCACUUUCGUCCCAGGAAGAGAGAAGAGGGUCAAGUCCAUGGGGUGCUGAGCAGUAGGGGUGGGCAGUGGAAACUGACGCACAGAUAGAUGUCCAGGGGAGGUAUGUUCCUGGCGCCAACUCCCAGGAUCCUCCUUGAGCCUGCAGAGGAGAUGGCACCUCGGAUGAGGAGGCUGGGUCCCUGGGUACAUUCAGACCAGGAAGGUAGGCAUCGCUGCAGUGACAAACAAGAACAGACUAAAGGACCAGAGCCCUACUCCAAUAUUCUGAGUUUGAGAGAACCCCAGGACUUUACCACCCAGGUGGGUAAGGAGAAGAAUUUUCACAUCUCUGUAGAACUACAGCUGGGAGCAGAGUAAAUUUCAUGUAAAGAAAUAAACAUUGGCUGGGUAUGGUGGCACUCACGCCUGUAAUCCCAGCACUUUGGGAGGCUGAGGUGGAUGGAUCACCUGAGGUCAGGAGUUUGAGACUGGCCUGGCCAACAUGGCAAAACCCCGUCACUAUUAAAAAUACAAAAAUUAGCUCGGUGUGGUGGCACGCACCUGUAAUCCUGCUACUCGGGAGGCUGAGGCAAGAAAAUCGCUUGAACCCAGGAGGCGGAGGUUGCAGUGAGCCGAGAUUGCACCAUUGCACUCCAGCCUGAGUGACAGGAGCGAAACUCUGUCUUAAAAAAAGAAAAAGAAAUAAACAUUGCUCACAUCCUG
Callithrix jacchus (white-tufted-ear marmoset) is the source of this 4043-nucleotide messenger RNA. It is a transcript of the gene CFAP99, whose product is annotated as cilia and flagella associated protein 99. NCBI's taxonomy places the organism in Eukaryota, Metazoa, Chordata, Mammalia, Primates, Cebidae. The record is from RefSeq and is a predicted model, not a curated record.